This is a messenger RNA of Sclerotinia trifoliorum, 4003 nucleotides long. The record is from the annotation of a GenBank genome assembly. NCBI's taxonomy places the organism in Eukaryota, Fungi, Ascomycota, Leotiomycetes, Helotiales, Sclerotiniaceae.
CAUUCGAAUAUAAUCAAACCGUUCAUACCGUUCGAAGAACAACAUCCACCGACAGAAACAAUUUACACAAGUAGUGUUACCCCAUCUAAACGUCUUUACGUAUCACCAAACAUCGCCGCUUACAUAUCCGAUCAACACAACCUUGGAAUCUUCAAAAACUAUCUUAGCAUAUCCGAUUAAUCAAUACCGAACCACUAGCUAAGUCAACUCGCGACGGCCCGCACAAACGCUACCAUCACUACUCCUUUCAACUACCAAACUUUCGACACGACGCCGUUACACCUUAAAAUUCAAAGUCGAAUUAGUGUACUGACGUCGAGUCGCUCUUCGUCUGCAUCUUCUGCAUAUAACUCAUAUAAAGUUUUACGAAUUUUCCUGCAAUACACAAUCGGUAAUCCAAUCCGGAACAUUCUUUAAGAAGUUGUGAGGUCGAACACAUUCUGGGCGAACACUCCCUCCUUCACCAACCCAUUUUCAAGGAUAUCUUCACUCCGACAUUCUCUACUUGAGAGUCGUGGGUAGGAGAUAAUUCCUUGGAAGACAAAUCCCGAUGCCGUAAGUACUUGAAUUCACAACAUAACUGUCACACUGGUAGUUGCGACACAAUUGGCGGUCUAAGUUUAUGUAUGCUAACGUCUUUAUUUUAUAGUCUUCGUACAAGAGGACCAACUCGGAUAACUAUCGAUACUCCUAAUACUCAAAGUCCAUAUACGACUCCAUCUCACUCGACUUCAAACUCCCGAUCCAAUUCCUUCUCCGAGGGAUCAUCGGGUCACAUUCGUUCAGACGAUAGUCACGAAUUUUCAGACAAUUCGCAAGAAUCUUGGAACGGAUUAGAUUACCCAGACGAUAUUGACCCAUCUGAAUCUGCUUCACGUCCACCACGUGCAGCAACAAGAUAUAUAGCUAGAGAUCAAAUUAGCUCUCGAGAACACAGCACAGGUCGGCCCGCCCCCAUUGAACGUGCACACGCAAGUUACGAGCGCCCAACACGUCGUCACACCCCCGCUGCCGAACGAAACCAUCGUCCGCCUAUAUCUAGAGUGCACCGGCACACAGCACCGGGACCACCAUCAACUGUGGAGCAAUUAGACGAUUUUCCGGGCUAUGGCCGAGGCUAUCCUGCACAACCAACAGCUCCUUAUGGAGGCGGGAGAACGGCACCUCCGCCUGGUUAUGGCCCAAAUGGAUACUCCACCGGUGCGAAUAGUGCCCCUUAUGCACCACCGUUUGGUAGCCCCGGUGUUGCUCCCCAUCAAGGCCCUGGCCCAGGAGCUUUAACACAUUAUGGCGGCGGUUAUCCUCAGCAAUUUAACCAAAGCUCAAACCCCUUUGCUCCACAAAAUCAAAAUUCGUUCGCACCACAGCCAUCUCCAAGUCCUGGCGGCGCUAGCUACUUUAACAGCCGCAGUAGACACGACAUACCUAGACAUGAUCCGAUGGCUGGACACAAUACUCCCGGUGGAUAUCCUGGUCAUCCUAAUCAAGAACUUAUGCAUUACGCGCCUCAACAUGGCUAUCCCGGAAAUCAGCCUUAUGGUGCAGGUCAAGGCUAUCCAGGAUAUCCAGGAUAUAUGCCUCCCGGCAUGUCUCCUGCCAUGUCUCCUGGUAUGUCCCCAGGAAUGCAGGCAUUGCAACAUGGAAAUCAUGGACAGCAAAGUAUGGCAAUGGGUCCAGCAGGAAUGCAAUACUUCCCUCCUCAAUUCUCUACUCCCGAACCCGCUCCAGCGCCCGCGCCAGUGCCGGUGGUCGAUAUCGAGAUGGAGAAGAAAAUUGUGUUGAUGGAGGAACAAAUGAAAGCCGCAAAGAUAGAAUCCGAUAGGGCGAGAGAACAAGCUGAAGCCGCUCAAAGGGCAUCUGAAGCUGCUCAAAAGGCCUUAGCGGACAAGGAAGCACGGGAGCUUAAAGAGAAACUAGAUGCUGAAGAAGCGGCAGCGGCUGCACAAAAGUUGGCUGAUGAACGGGCCGAGUGGGCACGGAAAGCUAGUGAAGCUCAAGCCGUGAUUGAGAAAAGAGCUGCGGAGAGACAAGCUGAAUUGGAAAAGAAAGCUGCAGAGAUGGAGGCUGAUUUGAAGAAGAAAGCCGCGGAUGCUGAAGCGGACUUGAAGAAACGAAUGGAAGAAGCUCAGACUUUAUUGGCGGCUAAGCUUGCGCAGGAAGCUAAAGCAGAAAAGGAGGCCGCUGAUGCUGCUGCACAAGCUGCUAUCAGAGCCGAAUGGGAGAAAAAAGCAGCAGAAGCACAGGCAGAUUUGAUGAAAAGAGCUGCAACAAUGGAAGCUGAUCUGAAAAAGGCAGCUGCCGAUAAUGAAGCUGAUUUAAAAAAGAAAAUGGAGGAAGCACAAUCAGCUUUGGCAGCUAAAUUGGCAAAAGAAGCUAAGGAUGCUAAGGAUGCUGCAGAGGCCGCUCAAGCUGCAGCUAUCAAAGCUGGAUGGGAAGCUAAAAUCGAGGCUGAGAAAGAAUUGGCAUUGAAGAAAGGGGCUGCGGAUGCGUUGAAAGCCAAGGAAGAGGAAGCAAGGGCGAAGGCUGCGAAAGAAGAGGAGGCAAAGAAUAAGGCAGACGAAAUAGCUGCCGCUGUUGCCGCCGCAACCGCUGCUGCUACCGCUGCUGCUACUCCAGCUCCACCACCUCCACCACCGGUUGAAGAGAAAAAGAAACCUAUCAAAUUCAAAGAUGCCGUAGGCAGAAAGUUUAGUUUUCCAUUCGAGUUAUGCGCAAAAUGGGCGGUUAGUCCUUUUUUCCUUUCUAUUUUUUGAUCUUCAUUUACUCACUAACGUCUCUGCACAGGGUAUGGAGGAAUUAAUCAAACAAGCUUUCAUCCAUGUCGAUGUUAUCGGCCCCCAUGUCCAAGAUGGUCGCUAUGAUCUCAUUGGCCCCGAUGGUGAGAUUAUCCUACCACAGAUAUGGGAAACAGUGAUAGAACCUGAUUGGGCAAUCACUAUGCACAUGUGGCCAAUUCCAACAGAACCGCCAAGGCCAGCAGCUCCCACUGGACCUCCUGGGCCACACCCAAUGCAUCCAAAUGGUAGGCCCCGAAGUUCCCAUGGACAUCCUCAUCAUCAUUUUCCUAACCGUCUUUCAACAGCACUCCCAAAUGGCGCCCGGCCACCUCCUCCUCCUGGUGUUGCCAUGCCACCUCUCGGAGCUAGACCACCACCGCCACCACCUGGACUUGGAGGUCCUCCUCCACCACCUCCACCACCGUUUAUGCCUCAGCCAAGCGCGCCAAGAAUCGUAACGGUGAAACCAAAAAAGAAGGUAGACUCAGGAGUAUUAGGAUGGAUGGCAGGCAAAAGACCUGCGCCGUCCUCAAAAGGUAUGCAACAUGUAUAUCUUUUGCAUUCCAUACUUACUAGGUGAAUAGGUCGAUCAAAAAAAUAAGCACCGGAAUAACCGAAGUAUCACGUAAAUCAUUAAGCGAAUAAUUAAUACAUCUACAUAUGCUUGUAGUGUAAUGAUUAUAGCGAUGGGUUUCUGAUCAGCCAAAAAGUAGACCUCAAUAUCUCUCGUACCUUGAACCGGAUCCAGCGUACCUAGAUUCCAUGUGUCAAUCUUGGGUGGGAGGUUAGAACGAUUCCUUCUCGUGAGUUCUUUGGGCAAAAUCUUUAUUUUAGCAAUACCUUGAUUAUUCGAGGCAUAACAUUUUCCCAUUUUCCAAGAGCGGGUUAUUUGUCUAUACGGGGAUGAAGCUCAUGCUGUUACAUUUUUUAAACAUUUUUCCUCAUCUAUCUAAUAUCUUUCAGCGUGUUUGUUUUUACGUUUUGUUGGUAUUUUGGGGGUUUCUCAUUUGAUACCAUCUUGGGAUACAAAGUUUUCCUUUUGACUUUGUAUGCGUGUUUUUUCUUUUGGAUAAUGGAACAAUCUUGCGGGGAAUGGGUAUAUGAUACCAAUGAUUAUGAACAGAUGAGAUAAGAACUAAAUGACAGAUGAGGGGAUGGAUUGGAUAGGCAGGGAAAGGAUGGCGCAUCAUUUCUUGUUUUAUACAUUUAUGGCAUGAGAUGGUGUU